Linderina pennispora is the source of this 909-nucleotide messenger RNA. Its product is annotated as cytochrome P450. NCBI's taxonomy places the organism in Eukaryota, Fungi, Kickxellomycota, Kickxellomycetes, Kickxellales, Kickxellaceae. The transcript is spliced from 2 exons. The record is from RefSeq and is a predicted model, not a curated record. Gene Ontology annotation, molecular function: heme binding; iron ion binding; oxidoreductase activity, acting on paired donors, with incorporation or reduction of molecular oxygen. The coding region runs from base 1 to 909 and encodes 302 amino acids.
AUGAUAGCGAGCGUUGUAGUGGAUACCGGGCCACUGCAUCCAGGACACCACUCUCUUCAGAUAUACUGCCCGUAUCCACUUGUUGCUGACAUCCCAUGGAUCCUCAGACGGCAAAAAGCCUCAACCCUUAGGUGCAUGCAGCUGGUGCGCGACACGAUCGAGACACGCAAGAGGCAUAUCCAGGAAACUGGGAGACCACCGCGUGACGAUAUUCUGCAAAGAUUUAUCGAUGCGCGAGACCCCGAGACCGGCCAAAAGCUUACACCAGCUCAGCUUGAGGCAGAGAUCAAGCUGAUGCUCCUUUCUGGAUCCGAUACCACAGGCAAUAUGCUGUCAUUUGCAAUCAUGAAUCUGAUGCACUGCCCAGAAUGCUACAAGAGAGUGACCGAGGAAGUGCGCUCGACGUUCCCUGACUCGUCACAGCUGAUAUCUUUUGCCGAUGCCAACUCAAAGCUGCCGUAUCUCUCGGCAGUCAUCCAUGAGAGCAUGCGUCUUAACCCCUCCUUCGCAAGCGUGCUCCAGCGAUGUGUUCCAGCAGAGGUGUCACCUUCCAGGACUGCUUCAUUCCAGGCGGUUCAAAUGUCUCUUUGGGCCAACCCUGGCAUGUUCGAUCCCGAGCGGUUUCUCGGUCCUGAUUCUGCCAACAGGCUGAGAGAUAUCUUGACGUUCAGCUCUGGUGCUCGCCUUUGUCCUGGACGGCAUUUGGCAAUGCUUGAAAUCUACACCGUCCUUGCCAAUAUCGUACGUAAAUACGACUUUUCGCUGCCCAAUGACGCUCCAUAUGGCCCGCAUAGAGUCAACAUGGAUGGCAUCCCGGUUGAAGUUCCAGCGGAGACAUUUGGCGUGACUGGUCCAAAGAAUCCAAGCGACAACUGCUGGGUCAACAUUUCUCUUGCCGAAACUGCUUGA